Prorocentrum cordatum is the source of this 4196-nucleotide messenger RNA. Lineage: Eukaryota; Dinophyceae; Prorocentrales; Prorocentraceae. The record is from the annotation of a GenBank genome assembly.
GUGCCAUCUUGUCCCGCCUGUCCCGUGUGCUCGUUGGCGUGCGGGUCGCCAGCUCCUUGCCCAGGGUGCUCGCUGCAGUGCCCAGCGAUCCCGCCGUGCGCGGAGGUCGCCCCGGCGGUGUGCCCCUCGCCGCCGCCCUGCCCAACGCCGGCGUGCCCGGCGUGUGGGGCCUGCCCCGCGCCAGAGGGACGCUCGUCCGCGUGUUCGGCAGCCUGCUGGCUGCAUCAGUGAUGGCGGCGGUGGCGACGAGUCGCUGGGUGUACGUCUUCUACGCAGGCGAGGUGGUGUGGCACCAGCACUUGAAUCUGGGGCGGGUGGCAUUGUCCGAGGCCGACCACGUCAUCUACACGGCGGACGGCGAUCUCUACAUCGUCGCGUUGUCCAACAAUGCGGAUGUGCAGGCGGCGCGGUUCGGUGCCUUCAACCCGCCGCCUCCAGGGAUCGCGGGCAACCAGGUGCUUUUUUGGUUCAGAGCCGAGCCGACGGAUGCGGAGCUGGCCCAGCUCACCCUGGAGGCGGAGCAGAUCGCCACCGCGGAGUGCCGUGCCAGAGCUGCCGCCAUCGGCAACCUCGGCCUGCUCACCAACCUGCGGCCGCUGGUCGCGCCUGGAGGAGGAGGAGUGGUGGCCCCCAUCGCGCCCGCGGGCCCUGCGCUGGGCCUGCUGCGCGGCGCUGCCGCGCUCCCCGCUGGUGCGCCUGGAGGUGACCCCGCUGGGGUGUGGAGGGCGGCCGCCUGCGAGGGCGGAUAUCGGAUUGGCGAUGAGGUGCCCGGGCACGUGCCCACUGCAGCUCGAGUCCAGGAUCGGGACAUUCAUGUGCUGCCAGACGGCCAGGGCCUGUUCGUGGAGUUGGUGCCGCCAGCCGCCCUCGAGACCUUCCUGCGUAAGGCUGUAGAUGCGGACGCCAGGAUCUUGCCCAUUGUUCGAGAUGGGCAGGGUCGCCGCGACGCCCCGUGGCACAAGAUGGUGGAGAUGACCCGCCGGGAGGACUUCGGCUCGGACUGGACGCUGCCGGGCCCGAGGACGGCCGCGUGGUGCAUGAGCUACCUGCAGCGGGAGGGCCUCGGUAUAGAGGGCCAUCACGAGCACUGCAGGCAGAUCAGCAGGCUCGCCGCCACGGAUUGGGGAGUUCAAGAACACUACCAGCUGUGCCAGCAGAUCAAGGCGGCAACCUGCCAGGACCUCCUAGACGGGACGAACUCGAUCAGCAUCGAGAUGAAGUUUAGGAGGCCCCAGACCAUCGAGUCCGCCCACUGGGGCAAGGCCAAAGACGCCGAGAGCAAGGGCGUUGGUGGCAAGAUGAGUCUGGAGGAGCAGGCCGCUUUCUCUGGUGUCACACGCUCGACUUCGUCGGUGAUGGUAUCUCCAGAGUUGAUCGAGCAUGUCCGCGGUGACGUUGAGAAGGAAGCGAAGCUACACAAGAGUUUGCGCCUGGCCCGCGAGGACGUCCACGGCAUUGGCAGGCGUCGGCCCCGGGACAUCUUGCCACUGCCCUACCCCCCGUUCAAAGAGCCGCUGGAUAAGGCGUCGGUCAAGGAGCUCGCCAGAGAAGCGCUGGUGCAGCUUCGCGUGGCCGGGGGUGCCUGCAAUGUCGAGCAGUCGCCCCUCGGGAGCUACGACCCCGCGCUCCUCUCCUUGCCUGACGUCAGUGCCGCCCCUGUGCCGCUGGCCGACGUGCGGGGGGAGGGCGGGCAAGCCAAGGUCGAACAGUUCGUUCUGCAGAGCUUGAUGGAUCCGAGCGAGUUUGGAGGGCGGCGUUCGAGCCGAGAUUUUCUUUGUGAAAACAAGGGAGGCCGCCUUCGCAUGGUGGCGGACUGCCGCCGCUCCAACGAGGUGUUCACCGAGCCCCUGGGCGCGCGGCUCGCGACGGGCGACGCCUUCGGCAUGCUGGAGGUGGCGGCGGACGACUCUCUCCUGACAGUGGAGGGUGCCGACCUGGAGGACGCCUUCUACCACCUUGAGCUCCCCGAGCAGCUCCGUCCGUGUUUCAGCCUGCGACCUGUGCGCGCUGGCGUCCCGGGCAUCAAGGAGGUCGGCGGGGUCGCUGUCGGGGCCUCCACCAAGCUCUACCCGCGCCUCAGGGUCGUGCCCAUGGGUUGGUCCUGGGCCACGUGGUGGCGUCAGUCGGUGAUGGAGCGAGUGGCAGAAGCAGCAGGCUGCGGUGAUGACUCACGACUUCGAGAUGGCAGGCCUGCGCCCUCUUUGGACCCAUCGUGUCACCUUGAGUACGUCGACAACUUCGUGAGCAUCGGCUACGACGCGGAGGCGGUUCGGUCCGCUGUGACUCGUGUCAUGACGGAGCUCAAGCGCCGAGGUUUGGUGGUGACCAGGGAGGAGCACCUCGGUGACAGCGAGGGCGAGUCUGCGGUGCUGGAUUGGUCCAUCACUGCGGCUGGGCGUCUCUCGGCGUCUGCUUCGAGAUUGUGGAGGGCGCGGUUAGCGGUGCGUGGUCUUCUGCGGCGCGGCCGGGCCAGUGGUCGUGAUCUCGAGCGCGUGCUGGGCCACAUCAUCUUCGUCAUUCUCGCUCGGCGUGAGGGCUUGAGCAUCCUCGAGGCGAGUUUCCGCUUUGUCCAGAAGUACUACCACCAGCAGGUGCCGCUCUGGUCUCAGGUCAGGCAGGAGAUCAUGGCCAGGGAUGGCGUCGCUCCUUUGCUAUGGCGUGAUCUCCGUGCUCAGUGGUCGUGUUCCGUCGGCUGCGUUGACGCCUCCCCUUGGGGGUUGGGCGCCUGCGAGGCCGAUUGGGAUGUCGGCGCUGUUCGGGAGGUUGGUCGUCAUGGCGAGCGGUGGCGCUAUGGCAGGGCUGAGCGCUUGCCUCCUCGUCGCCGCGCCCAUGCCGCUGAAUGUGCCGCCGACGGGGUCGCAGCCUGUGACCUAGGGAUCGUAGCGGCCCAGCUCGAUCCUGGCUGUCCGGCGGAGGACAGCCAGCCCGUCGGCCCGCCGCUGGAGCGCGACCUGCUCGCUUUCCCCGAGGUCUCGAAGAAAUGCCUGGACAAGUCGUUGUGGCGUGUCACGGGACGAGAACCUAGUCUCCCUUCUGCUGUCAUUCUAAAGGAGGGCCUCGGCAAGACCCCGAAGUACAAGGGGGGCGCUCGCAAGCGACCAGCCGCGGCCGCGAGCUCGCCGCCGGCGGGGGCUUCCCUGGCCCGUGGGGCGCGCAAGGCUGGCUUGCAGUCGCCGACGCUGCCAGUGCUCCAGGCAUCGCCCGCGAGCCGCCAGGGCUCGAGCGGUGGCCCCACGCCGCGGCAGCGGGCCCGGCUGAUCCAGCCGCCAGCGGGCAUGCCAGUGCUCAACGCGGCAUCUGUGCGCACGGUGUCGGGGCGUCAGGCCUACCUUUCGACGCUGGUGGGUUUCGACAACUGGACGAGACAGCAUCGACGGGCUACACAGGAGCCUGCCCAGAUGGACCGAGCGGUCCGCGACUACAUCAGCCAUCUCUUCGAGCGGGGGUAUCACCAGACCUACGCCAACCGUAUGAUAGCGGCGGUGGCGCGGCGCGAUCCGCGCUAUGCCAGAACGGGCCCGUUCGAGCUACCGCUGUCCAAGCAAGCCGCCAAGGGGUGGCGCAACCUGGCCCCAGCUCGCAGCCGAAUGGCCCUUCCGUACGAGGUCGUCGCCAUGGUGGUCAACUACGUACUCCAUCAGCGCGGCGCCCCGGAGGCGCUCGCGAUCUGGCUCCUCUUCGAGAUCUACGGCCGCCCAGGCGAGAUCCACGGGCUUCGCCUGCAGGACGCGGUGCCGCCGGCGCCGUCCGCGUCAGGGGCUCACCGCUACACCUCGGUGACGCUCCACGCGCAGGAGGUCGGCGACGUCUCGAAGACGGGGGGGCUCGACGCAGCGAUCCGUCUCGACCUCGAGCGCCAGGCAGGCCUGGCUGCGGCCCUGCUGGCGAUGGCCGCCGCGCGGCGCCGCGCGGGAGCGCCGCCCUGGGCGCCGCUGUUUGCAGUCGACCAGCGCAGUGUGGCCAACGCAUGGCGCGGGGCUGUCACCGCCCUCGGCCUCCGGAAGCUGGGCGCCUGCCACGUCUACCAGCUCCGCCACUCAGGCCCAAGCCACGACUACGCAGCAGGGCUGCGCGACCUGGAGCAGAUCAGGCGGCGUGGGCGCUGGAAGAGCUGGAGCUCAGUCCGCAGGUUGGCGAAGGGCGUGUCGACCAGCGCCCGGGGCGACGGCGGCGUGAUGCCUGCUGGCAGCGUCGAG